Messenger RNA from Pseudopodoces humilis (Tibetan ground-tit), 420 nucleotides. Lineage: Eukaryota; Metazoa; Chordata; Aves; Passeriformes; Paridae. The record is from RefSeq and is a predicted model, not a curated record.
CCCGCCCCCCACAAAUGCUACGACGACUUCUCCCCCUCCCAGCUCCGCUUCGUCCUCCCCUUGCGCCUCGAGUUCUUCUUCGUCCUCUUCCUCGCCCCUUUCUCCCUCACCCUCUUCUGCUCGGCCGCCUUCGCCCGCGCCCUCCUGGCGCGCCCGGCGCUGCCGGCGCCCAAGCGCCGCCGCGCCGUGGGGCUGGCGGUGGCCAGCGCCCUCAUUUUCGGGGUUUGUUUCGCACCCUACAACGUCUCGCACGUGGUGGGGUUCUGGCAGGGCCGCAGCCCCGGCUGGCGCGUCUACGCCACGCUCCUGAGCGGCCUCAACGCCGCCCUGGACCCGCUGGUGUUUUAUUGUUCCUCCGGGAGGGUGAGGAGGGCGCUGGGAGGGGUGGGGAGGUGGCUGAGGAGGGGGUGGAAGGGUUAA